This is a messenger RNA of Cydia pomonella (codling moth), 1146 nucleotides long. RefSeq lists its product as uncharacterized. The transcript has 2 exons. NCBI's taxonomy places the organism in Eukaryota, Metazoa, Arthropoda, Insecta, Lepidoptera, Tortricidae. The record is from RefSeq and is a predicted model, not a curated record. Bases 82 to 750 code for a protein of 222 amino acids.
CGCCGAUGUAACGUUUGAUGCUCUUAUAAUAAAUAAAAUAAUUUGUUUAGAACUCUAAGUUAAUGACACUGUGUGAUAAAAAUGAGUGCCAGGAGUAGAAGACUCGUUAGAAUGGUCACGGAAGACAAGGAUGCAAACCAUGAACACGAGCAGGAGUAUGAACAACGCCAGGCUUCAGAUCUCGGCGAGUCACAAGAACAUAUCGAUGAUCAGAGCAGCAGAUUUAAUGAUAAUAUUUUUCUUGAUGAUCGCACGUCAGAGUCGGAGCAAGAGCUUCCACGGACUAAGAUAACAUUGCCUGCAAGGCGAAUCUCGGAAACUACAUCAGAGUCAGAGUCGUCGUUAUUCGGCAGCGACUUUUCUGAUAACGAUCCUACCUACUAUCCAGACGACGAGGACCAGCAGCAGGCUCCUGGCAACCACGGCGAUGAUGAUGGUGAUUUAAUUACAUUGCAGGACUUAUUAGGCGCCACUGCUAAUGAUAGCAUUUAUUCUUUUACUAUAUCACCACAGCCUGGCAUCUGUCACCAAUAUGAAGACAUAAAUAACGACACAGCCUCUGAGAUUGCUACUCUAAUAUUAUCAAAUGUGUUAGAGUUGGUUUGGGCUGAAGUGAAAACAUUAAGCCGUUGGCGAGCUGCUGAUCCGAGCAAUUGGAAAAAAAAUGUCGCAAAAAAAAGACGUGCGGAAGGGUUGUCGUAUACAACUAAUAACCACAUAAGAGCCCCAAAAGUCCCUAAGACAGUUUAAUGUACAAAAUGCUUAUUCAAAUGUACAGAUACAUUUACCGAACAAAAUUGAGCGAAAAUAUGUAGAAUCUACUGGCAUUUGGACUUUGUAAACAAAAAAAACUUUAUACUGUCUCGUGUUACAGUCCAGCCACUAAAGAAAGUCCUGGUAGAGAGAAAACGUCCAGCUAGACCUUACACUACAAAGUGUUUUUUUUUAUUUAGGCGCAGAAGAGCGACAAGUUUGCCAGAAAUUCUUUUGCUCUACUUUAGGCAUCUCACAGGCAACUCUCGGUGACGCGUUUAAAAACCGAAAUGAACUUGGAUUUUACUCCAGUGCUGAUGGACGAGGACGUCAUAUUCCGCCAAAUAAGACUUCCCCAGAAAAAGUGCAAGAAGUAGUUGACCACAUUUCUUC